GCUCCAACUCUCGCGAUAUUUCCUCAGUGGUCUCGGAGCAGUAUGGCAGCCGUCGCGCUGAGGUCUUGCCGCAGAGGACUUUCGCAGAUUUUAAGCAAUGGGGGGCUCGCAGCUCUGUCUUCAAAGCGUCUGGAAGGUUUGUUGAGGUGUCCUCUUAUGGCAGGAACACUCGGUAACGUUCGUGUGUCUUACAGAGAACCCAGGAGGCACAAAUCUUCGGUUCAGUAUGCUUCACGACCAGAUCUCCCAAAGCUGGCCUACAGGAGAGUGAAGGGAAAGAGCCCAGGUGUGGUUUUCCUCCCAGGUUAUGGCUCCAACAUGAAUGGACAGAAAGCUGAGGCGCUGGAAGAGUUCUGUAGGUCACUGGGACACUCAUACCUCAGGUUUGAUUACACAGGACAUGGAGCCUCAGGAGGUGUGCUAUCAGAAGGAACUAUUGGUACCUGGAAAAAAGAUGUCCUUUUUGUGUUGGAUGAGUUGGCAGAGGGGCCACAGAUACUGGUUGGUUCCAGUAUAGGUGGUUGGCUUAUGCUGCUGGCAGCCAUUGCCAGACCAGAGAAGACAGCUGCACUGGUGGGCAUCUCCACUGCCGCUGAUCAUGUUGUCACAGCGUUCAACUCUCUUCCGCUGGAGACACGCAAGGAGUUUGAGGCCAAGGGGGAGUGGACUAUACCCACCAAACACAUGGAGGAGGGUGUUUACAAGUUUAACAUGGACUUUUUGCGUGAGGCAGAAAAUCACUGUGUUCUCCAGAGUCCCAUCCCCAUCACCUGCCCCGUGCGGCUCAUUCAUGGGCUCAAAGACGAGGAUGUCCCCUGGCACAUCUCCAUGCAGGUUGCAGAGCGUGUCCUCAGCUCCGACGUGGACGUCAUCCUCCGACGACAUGGCCAGCACCGCAUGUCUGACAAGGACGACAUCAAGCUUAUGGUCUACACCAUUGACGAUCUCAUCGAUAAGCUGACCACUAUGGUCUGAGUAAGGAAUAGGAAAGUGAGCCAGAGAUGUUCCUAAGAUUAAAAGAUAAUGACUUUGUUAACUGGGAAGUCAACCCUCAAGGAUAUUACCAAACAACGGCAUGUUGCACCGCCAAAUAUGACCUUUUAUCCAUCUAUGUUUUUCAUCCCGUACUUCAUCAUGUCAACAUGUUGGAAAAUUGAAAACUAUAUUGUAAGGGAGCCCUCCUGCUAGCUGUUCCCUUGUAUCUUCAGGUUGCAUUUGUAUGUGCUCCAGGUUAUUGUAUCAAGUGUUACGUUUGGUAAGCCGUUCUUAGGUCUGCCAUUGCUGCUGUCUCUGCCGUUGUUCUUACUGUUUGGCUGUCUUUUCCCCUCCUUCCCUCCUCCAUCUUUACUUAGAAACACAGUUUUCCUGUGCCUUUUUAAUCACUUUUCACCCGUUUUUGGCUAAUAAAACCUUUGCACACUA
This is a messenger RNA of Haplochromis burtoni (Burton's mouthbrooder), 1422 nucleotides long. RefSeq names its product abhydrolase domain containing 10, depalmitoylase b (gene abhd10b). The coding region runs from base 43 to 975 and encodes 310 amino acids. The record is from RefSeq and is a predicted model, not a curated record. Gene Ontology annotation, biological process: protein depalmitoylation. The transcript has 5 exons. Gene Ontology annotation, molecular function: palmitoyl-(protein) hydrolase activity; hydrolase activity, hydrolyzing O-glycosyl compounds. Gene Ontology annotation, cellular component: mitochondrion. NCBI's taxonomy places the organism in Eukaryota, Metazoa, Chordata, Actinopteri, Cichliformes, Cichlidae.